This is a messenger RNA of Bipolaris zeicola 26-R-13, 858 nucleotides long. RefSeq lists its product as uncharacterized. The coding region runs from base 1 to 858 and encodes 285 amino acids. The transcript is spliced from 2 exons. The record is from RefSeq and is a predicted model, not a curated record. NCBI's taxonomy places the organism in Eukaryota, Fungi, Ascomycota, Dothideomycetes, Pleosporales, Pleosporaceae. Gene Ontology annotation, molecular function: oxidoreductase activity.
AUGUCGGCAAGCACACUCGAUAUCAACUCGACCUUCGACCUGCCGAAUUCGCAGUACAAAAUUCCGAAAAUCGGGUUUGGUGUCUAUCUGUCACCCAAGGAUGUAUGCGUCAAGUCUUGCAAGAAAGCCUUUGAGGCAGGCUAUCGACACAUCGACACGGCGCAGUACUACGCCAACGAAGAGCAGGUUGGACAGGCAUUGGCUGAAAGUGGGCUUCCCCGCGAGGACAUCUACGUCACGUCCAAAAUUAUGAGUCCUGGCGAAGAUGUCGAGUCAACGUACAAAAAGGUUAUCGAAAGUGUUGAGAAGCUUGCUGGGAAGGAUGGCUAUGCGGAUCUUUUCCUCAUCCACACCCCGAAUGGAGGCAAAGAGGCAAGGAAGACAAUGUGGUUGGCACUGAAGAAGGCCAAGGAGGCAGGAAAAGUACGAGACAUUGGCGUCAGCAACUACGGCAUCGGACACAUUGAGGAGAUUGCAACCAUUGACAGCAAGGAUGCUAUUCCUGCUGUAAACCAAAUCGAGCUCCACCCCUGGUGCCAGCAGCGCGAAGUCGUCGAAUACUGCAAAAAACGCAACGUCAUAGUCGAAGCCUACUGCCCCAUUGUCCGCAACGAAAAGGCAAACGACCCGACACUUGCCACCAUCGCGAAGAAACACAACAAGGAACCCAACCAAAUCCUCAUCCGAUGGAGUCUGCAAAAGGGAUUCGUACCGCUGCCCAAGAGUGACAAUCCUUCGAGGAUUGUCGGCAACGCUGAUAUAUACGAUUUUGAACUCAACAAAGAGGAUAUGGCUACGCUGGAUGGGCUGGAUCAAGGCGCAGACGGUGCAAUUGUUCAGGCUGUUGAUAAUUCUUAG